GAAAUCUCUUCCGAAUUUUUCGAGUCUGGUGUAGUAUUUCAUACUGCACGAUUACCAGAGAUAUACAACUAUCUGUUCUUGGAAUUUUCGUCCCAGCUUCCAGGUAGUCCCAAAAUGGAUAUGUGACGUCACACUAUUACGAUAUACUCCCUGCCGCACAGCCUGACGUAUACGUGUUUCUCUUUCAUCUUUACCAUGACCAUCUAUUACUCUCUCACUUUCUUCUUGCUUGCCGCAGAAAUGGGUACCUUUUGCCUCAUUGUUCUGCCUCUGCCACACACCGUCAAGAAGCGCGUUUUCAGCUUUCUAUCAACCUCGCCCUUUGUCGCAAAAAUCGCCUAUGCCUUGAAGAUAUCUUUCAUCUUCGUAGGAAUCUUAUUCUUCGAUGCUCUUCAACGAAUGUUCCGUGUUACCGCGGAAGCUGAGCUCGCAAAAUCGGGUCAGCAGGGUGUUUCGGACGUGCGCACAGAGACCAACCUUGCGGCACGUAAAUUCUACUCUCAAAGAAACGUGUACCUUACCGGGUUUACCCUGUUCUUGUCCCUCGUUCUCACGCGCACCUUUUCCAUCAUUCUCGAUCUCAUUCAAGCCCAGGACGAGUUGCUGAAACACAACGGCGAACUCGAUUCAUCGAAGGAGCUGGAGAAACUGCGAAAGAAAGCAGACGAAUCGGAUACCUUGAAGCGUGACUUAGAGAAGGCACACCGAGACCUCGAGACUCUCAAAUCCCAAGCUCUCUCUCAGGCAGCAGAGUAUGACCGCCUGUCCGAUGACUACAACAAGGCAUCCGGAUCGUCUCCCAGGAGCAAGUCAGAUUGAGUGGCACUCCUAGAAGUUCCAGUAUGCACUUCUACAAUCCUUUUCUUAUUGUCGCAGAACAGGAGAUGUACGAUGACAUUGUACAUAUGUGCAAUCGUGACUGAAGGAGUGGGAGAAUGAUAAUAGAAGAUUGGAUACAUCCGCACCUACAAAUGUAAAUAGACAACAACAAUCAUCUUGUCUCAAUCUUCUUCGAU
This is a messenger RNA of Guyanagaster necrorhizus, 1016 nucleotides long. RefSeq names its product B-cell receptor-associated 31-like protein. Bases 196 to 819 code for a protein of 207 amino acids. Gene Ontology annotation, cellular component: endoplasmic reticulum membrane; endoplasmic reticulum. Gene Ontology annotation, biological process: endoplasmic reticulum to Golgi vesicle-mediated transport; intracellular protein transport. NCBI's taxonomy places the organism in Eukaryota, Fungi, Basidiomycota, Agaricomycetes, Agaricales, Physalacriaceae. The record is from RefSeq and is a predicted model, not a curated record. The transcript is spliced from 4 exons.